Jaculus jaculus (lesser Egyptian jerboa) is the source of this 3338-nucleotide messenger RNA. RefSeq names its product SUZ RNA binding domain containing 1 (gene Szrd1). The record is from RefSeq and is a predicted model, not a curated record. Lineage: Eukaryota; Metazoa; Chordata; Mammalia; Rodentia; Dipodidae. Bases 33 to 491 code for a protein of 152 amino acids. The transcript has 4 exons.
GGGUUGGGGGAGGAGGGAAAGCGGCGAGUAAGAUGGAAGAUGAGGAGGUCGCUGAGAGCUGGGAGGAGGCGGCAGACAGCGGGGAAAUAGACAGACGAUUGGAAAAAAAACUGAAGAUCACACAAAAGGAGAGCAGGCAGUCCAAAUCCCCUCCCAAAGUGCCCAUUGUGAUUGAAGACGAUAGCCUUCCCACGGGGCCCCCUCCCCAGAUCCGCAUCCUCAAGCGGCCCACCAGCAACGGUGUGCUCAGCAGCCCCAACUCCACCAGCAGGCCAGCUCUUCCCGUCAAGUCCCUAGCACAGCGAGAGGCUGAGUACGCCGAGGCCCGGAGGCGGAUCCUGGGCAGUGCCAGCCCUGAGGAGGAACAGGAGAAACCCAUCCUCGACAGGCCAACCAGGAUCUCUCAGCCUGAAGACAGUAGGCCGCCCAGCAAUGUGAUCAGACAGCCUUUGGGUCCUGAUGGCUCACAAGGCUUCAAACAGCGCAGAUAAAUGGAGGCAAGAAAGGAUGCUGCCACCGCCACCGCCUCCUGGAUUGUCUGCCAUGGGUCGCACUGCCGAGGCAGACAUCUGGACUUGAGCAGGGGGAACGACCUGAUUUACUUGCACUGUGAUCCCCCUUGUUCUGCCCACUGUGACCUUGAACCCCAUGCACUGUGACCUCCCUCCUUCCCACUGUGAUCGGCAUGUCGACAAGGGCUGUCCCAAGUCAGUAGAAAGGGAAAGGGUGGGGACUAGGGGAUGGUUGGAGGGACCCACCAAGGACUCAGAAUAGAGGGUCAGACAGUGCCACUUGGGGUAAAGCCAGUGCCAGCAAUCACAGUUUAUCAUGCUCAUUAAUUUGGGAUUUCAAAACACAAAUGAGACUCCCACCCACCCCCAGGUGCAUGUCUUCAUCACUUAAAGAGUAAGUUCCUUUUGAAAUAGCCUUUCCUUUUUUUCUUCCUAUUUUUGUUUGUUUAUACAAAUAUCUAAUUUGCAAGAAAAAGUGCAUGGAAGGGGUUUUAGCAGUUUAAUGAAUUUUUAAUUGAGAAAGGAUAGUUUGGUAGUCUACUUAAACAAUGUUUCUGGGAGAGUCGCUAGAAACAUUAACCAAUAAGAUUUUGGUGAGCUUAGCUUCUGGAUUCCUCCUGCCGCCCAGAAGGGGGCGAGGCUCUGUGGCCCCUGCUAGAUGAACACCUGUGCCUAUACCACCUUCCUCCAGUCCCGGUGCCUUGGCCCUGCCUGGAGAUGGCUCCAAGAGCCUAGGGGAGGGUGCCAAUCCCACCUCUAUUUCGGGAGAUGGGGAAAGUGACAGGCUUCCCCUUUCCCCAUCCCUCAGGGCAGUUCCCUACCUGCCAGGCCAGCUGCUCCUAGAGGCCAGCAGGGAGCUUCAGGCAGGGAAACUGCGCUUCCGGCUGCCCGCCGACAAGCGGGUGAGAUAUUUGUUCAGUGUUUGCUGGCAGCACAGGACUAGGGGAGAGAGUCAGGCUCCAGUACUCAGGUCCUGUGCUUGGUGUGGUCAGUAGGCAUAGAGGCCUGCCCCUUCCAGCAAGGCUGGAAUUCUUAAGGAUCUGUGGUGCUCCAGCUCAGAAACUCCACCUGGUACAUUUCCCAUAUGGAAUAAGUACCUGAGGAGCAGAACAGUCCGAAUGAAGGUGGGAAAAGAAAAGCUUUGUGUUGCAAAGGUGGUUGGCCAGCUAGCUCCUCAGAGGCUAGGGCUGCCCUUUCCCCUCUUCCCAGAGCAAGGCUGGCAUUACUCCAUUUCUGAGCCUGGAGGUUUGCUUUGCCUACUUGAAGAGGUAAAGAGGGCAGCUGAGCUUAGUCAGCUGCUCUCAGACUCUAGUCUCUGAUGCACUGCGCCUUAUCCCUCAGCCAGCCUGAUGGCCAUUCCACUGCUAACCAGCAGAUGGGUUUUGGAGUAGGUGGAAUGGUUUUGAAUUAGGGCAGCUGUAGUGAUGGCCAAGGUGGCAAGCUUGGUUUUGUAGGACCAUCCACUUUGGGUUUGCUGGUUCUUAGCCAUACCCUUUGGCACUGGUAGGCCAUGCCCUUGCCAUGACCCAUGACAUGACAUCUUCCCCCUAGGAAGAUGGGCUAGCUGCCAACUGAAUCAGAAGUCGGUCUACUGCCCAGCCCUAGACUGUGAAUUCAGCCAGGAGUCAUCUGUGUGUGAGCUGGAACAGUUUUAGUCAGUCCAAGGCUGUCACCUCUAGGAGCAGGCAGGCAGGAAGAUGGCUACUAUCUUAGUCCACUACCCUGACCAAGUGUCCACAUUGUAAAUGUCUAGGGCCCACCUUCCAGUUACAGUGCUUUUUGGCCUGAGAAAAAACUGUCCCAAUCAAAGAAGGGUGCAGAGUAGUCCAGGUUGAAAGGCCGGAAGUGACAGCUGCUCAGCCCUUGGGACCAUCUGUACUUGCCCCUCCCAUCUGGUGGGAUCAGAGGCAGGCUGGCUGGCAGUUGGUUGUCUGCAUUGAAAGGAUGCACCUUGAUCUGGCCAAAGAAGGGCUCUGCCCACAGCGUGCCUGUAUCCAACCACCAGCAGUCAUGUCCUUGACCUCCUAGAUAGAGAGGUGGCAGGUAAAAUGAAAGAAAACAGGAAACUUGUGUUGGGAGUGGGUGGGGAAUGGGAAAACGGUUUGGAUUUUGUGUGUAUGUGUGUGUGUAUGUGUGUGUGUGCAUUGUUUUUAGUUGUCUGUAACUUUCCCUAAGUGCUUUUUUUUCUCUUUUUUUUCUUUUCUUCAAAGUAAGUUGCAGGCUUUGGCUUGGAAAUCCCCAGGGGUAUGAGGGGCAGGAACCUGAGGCCCCUUUGUUUGCCUUCAAGGUACUGCUCCUCAUCUAGCUCUUCCUGAACCCCACAAGCCAGGCCUCAGUCCUUCCAGCUAACCGCUUCCCAUGAGCCACUGCUCUGAUGUCAGCCUGUAACCAAAGGAGCUGGGGGUUUGGGCCUGGUGACCAGCCCUUUUCAGCCCCCUCAAUCAGGGUGCUCCCCACCUGCAGGCAGGAGGCAACACCCUAUCUGCUGCCAUCAGUCCCUUCCAGAGCCCACUUGCCCCGCCUUGCCCUGCUCUGCCCCAUCUGGGGGUGCUCUGCUCAGGGAUGGGCUGGCAGGGCUGUACCUAGCCUCCCUGGCAGGCAGAGACCUAAACCUCUGGGGUCCUGCUUCUGGUCAUGUGACCCCAGGGGUGCACCCUUGGGCAUCUGAACAGAAGGGAAUGGGAGGGAGGUCUGCACCCUGCAGUUUUGCUCUGCUGGUAUAGCGGGCAGCUCCCCACCCCCACCCUGCCCCGCACUGCGGGCUCCUGAGUCGGCAGAUUAAGCAUUUUAUAAAUUGUAUUUUAAAUACAUGGUUUAAACUUGUCA